AGUCUGACCUGUUUGACAUAUAGCUAGUAUUCAUCAAUCAUCAGAAUCAGGUCAGGAACAAUAGUACUGCUACUGUAAGGCCUUAUGAUAUGCUGCAGUGACUUACCUGAGUGAUCCUGUCAUAAUCUUCACCCGGAAACAGACGAUAUCAGACCCAGACGUGUCCAGGAGUUUUUAAGUUGAGGGGAAACGUUUGUUGGCGAUGAUGGCGACGACCCACGUGCUGACUGGAAAGUACCGCACCACAGGCAUGGCCCCUCUGGACCUGUCCUCUUGUAGUAAAGGCGACAUCCUCAAGUAUUUUGAAGCCAGCUAUGAUUUGAAUGAAAGCCUGUUCGUCGGUCUGAAAGACGAGGAGGCUUUCUACAAGUGUCCAGACCGGCUGCGGCUGCCUCUAAUCUUCUACUACGCCCACACGGCCACCGUGUACGUGAACAAACUGAUGCUGGCAGGGCUGAUGACACAGAGGGUCAACCUGCACUUCGAGACCAUGUUCGAGCUCGGGGUAGAUGAGAUGUCCUGGGACGACACGGAGAACUACCGCAUGGGUGGCAGUUUCCAGUGGCCCCCAUUGGCAGAGGCUGUGGAGUUUCGCCGCCUGGUCCGCAACCGUGUCCGUCAGCUGAUCGAGGACACGCCCCUCCAGCUGCCAAUCACACAGGACAGCCCGUGGUGGGCUGUGAUGAUGGGAGUGGAGCAUGAGAAGAUUCACAUUGAGACGUCCUCUGUGCUCAUCAGGCAGAUGCCCAUCACCAUGGUAACCACCCCGCCCAAGUGGAAGUACGCUCCAGCUAGCACAGACACUACAAUUCAGGAGAACCCCCUCAUUCAAAUGGAGGGGGGUGAGGUGACUAUAGGAAAACCAAGGGAUUUUCCCUCUUAUGGUUGGUGUAUGGAGUAUGGACAGAGAACUUUCAAGGUCCCAACAUUUGAGGCCUCCAAGUUCAAGGUGACCAACCGUGAGAUCCUGCAGUUUGUGAAGGCAGGAGGGUACGAGAACUCAUCCUAUUGGACAAAGGAAGGCUGGACCUGGCAAAGUUUUCGUCAGCUGCGACAUCCAGUCUUCUGGGUUUGCACCAAAGGAUGCAAGUCUGGCUGUGGGGCUGCCCUUUCUUCCCAUUCCCACUGCCUGCCCGAGUACUUCACCACUACCUACAGUGACAAAGAAAUCAGGCAGAACAGCAAUGGUCCUCAACAUGGGGACCUGAAUGGGACAAGAAACGGACCACAAAAUGGAGAUGGAUGUCUACCAGAUUUCAGACUGCGUGUGAUGUUUGAUGUGAUAGAGAUGCCCUGGGACUGGCCGGCGGUGGUGAACUACCACGAAGCUCGCGCCUUCUGCGCCUGGAAAGGUUCGGAGUUCCGCAUGCUGACGGAGGCAGAGUUCAACAUGAUCCAGGGCGGGGCACUGGGCGCCCCCAGCAAGGGUGUGACCUCUGACCCUGUGUUCCACAAGGAUCCACAGGCCAACUUUAGGCUGACCUUUGGGUCAUCAUCGCCCGUCGACCUCUACCCAGCAAACGACCUUGGAUUCCAUGACGUGUACGGGAAUGUGUGGGAGUGGGUGGAGGACCACUUUAACGGCCUGCCUGGAUACAAGCAGCACCACCUGUAUGACGACUACGCUUUUCCCUUCAUGGAUGGACGCCACGGGCUCAUGUUGGGUGGUUCCUGGGCCUCUGAUGGUACUUACAACUCCCGCUUCUCUCGCUCGUACUUCCGUCGCCACUUCUACCAACACGCUGGUUUCCGCGUGGCGCGAACCCUGCCCGGCGCCGGGAAGUCCCCAGUUGUCAUGGUGAACACGGAUGUAUACAUUUUAGGAGCGGGGGUGGAAGAGAAACAACUGACUGUACCAGAAACAGUUGGUCUGGAGGUUGUCCCAAUGGCGAGCACCAACAAACAGUUCCACCAGGAAACAGAAGAACAACUGGCGGCCAUGUUGGCCCUGCAGUAUGGGAACAGUGGCCAGAACUACUCCAAGGACCUGGCAGACUUCUGUGUGGAGAAGGCGAACCUUUACGGCUGUCCGCUCCAGAACGUCGUGCAGUUGGGAUGUGGGACUGGAGGAGUGGUGUACCAGCUGGCCAGAACUUACAAGGAGGUGAUUGGCCUUGACUACUGCGCUCGAUUCCUGGAUGCAGCCAUCACGCUGCAGAAGAACAGGGAGUUCCACUUGCCGAGGGCAGUCACAAAGACGGAAAAGUCAAUGACAAAAGAUGUCAUCACUGUCAGCAUUCCAGCAGACAUGCAGAGGAACAGGCUGACCUUCAAACAGAUGACCUGGGUGCCCAAUGAGAUCCCCAAAGCCAACCUGGUCCUACUGGACUUCCUGGACAGGGUCAACAACCCAAAAGCCUGGUGGCUGCGGCUGUGGGAGAUUGUCACAGACAACGGAAUCGUUGUGGUGAUCUCACAGAAGGUCGGGAAGGACGAACUGGCAGCUGACUUGAACAAGAAGAUGGAUCUGCUUGACGAACAGGAGUUCCAAUUCAACAAUGGGCAGGGCCAGACGGAGAUUACUAUGGCAACCAUCUGGAAGCUUCGGGUGUAGCUAUGGCAACAGAUGCUUGCAGGAAGUUAACUAUUGUAUAUUUAGGGAGAAAGUACCUUGUUGUUAGGGACUAUGAUGUAUAUGAUGAUUUGAGUCAAUUGAAAGAAUGGUAAGACGGCCAGGUCUGUAACAAUACUAGGGCUAAACCUCAGGUAUUAUAGCAGUAAGAAGAGUUAGGGAAAAGGUAGAGUUUAUUUACCUUUAAGAAGAAGAACAUAUUCUUUCUACAUUUAUAUCAAUCUUCUUUUCCUUUUGAUUGUGACAUGACAUGACACCAUGUUGCACAGAACACUACACAACGCCCAUGUCUAAUGUAUUGAGUGAAGAGUGCAUUUUCAUUAUCUGUUUCUCUACUUGUUGUCUUUUCAUAUUCCCACAUCAGACACUGAGACGCCAGUUAUUAGAUGACUUGGCAAAUUGUUAAUAGCUGUAUGCGUUGUGUUACAACUUACAUGUCUUGGUAUUAUUGAUAUAGCAGUGAAAAGAGUUAGGAAAAAGGUAGUUUUAUUUACCUUGUGUUACAACUUACAGAUGUACAUAUAAACUUAAUGUACCAAAUGGCCUUUUUGGAAUGUAAGUGAAAGAUCUCAUUGGUUGAAUCACUAAUUGGUAUUCUCUCAUUGGUUGAACUGCUAAUUGUGAUGGACAGUCAGCACCAAUCUGACAAGACUGCAAUAUAUGUCAAUUGCAUAUUCAUCUUU
Branchiostoma belcheri (Belcher's lancelet) is the source of this 3255-nucleotide messenger RNA. RefSeq names its product ergothioneine biosynthesis protein 1-like. NCBI's taxonomy places the organism in Eukaryota, Metazoa, Chordata, Leptocardii, Amphioxiformes, Branchiostomatidae. The record is from RefSeq and is a predicted model, not a curated record. The transcript has 18 exons. Bases 203 to 2554 code for a protein of 783 amino acids.